This is a messenger RNA of Heteronotia binoei (common prickly gecko), 1025 nucleotides long. It is a transcript of the gene HELT, whose product is annotated as helt bHLH transcription factor. Gene Ontology annotation, biological process: regulation of transcription by RNA polymerase II; anterior/posterior pattern specification; regulation of neurogenesis. The record is from RefSeq and is a predicted model, not a curated record. The transcript is spliced from 4 exons. Bases 6 to 722 code for a protein of 238 amino acids. Gene Ontology annotation, molecular function: DNA-binding transcription factor activity, RNA polymerase II-specific; RNA polymerase II cis-regulatory region sequence-specific DNA binding; protein dimerization activity. Lineage: Eukaryota; Metazoa; Chordata; Lepidosauria; Squamata; Gekkonidae. Gene Ontology annotation, cellular component: nucleus.
CCAGGAUGGCCUCCAAACUGAAGGAACGGAAAAGGAUCCCGGUUUCCCACAAAGUGAUCGAAAAAAGGAGGCGGGACCGGAUCAACCGAUGUCUUAAUGAACUGGGGAAGACGGUGCCCAUGGCCUUGGCUAAACAGAGUUCCGGCAAGUUAGAGAAAGCUGAGAUCCUGGAGAUGACCGUCCAGUACCUGCGAGCCCUUCAUUCCGCAGAUUUCCCUCGCGGGAGAGAAAAGGAGCUGUUAGCUGAAUUUGCCAACUACUUUCACUAUGGUUACCAUGAGUGCAUGAAGAACCUUGUUCACUACCUGACCACAGUUGAACGGAUGGAGACCAAAGAUACCAAGUAUGCGCGGAUCCUGGCUUUCUUGCAGUCCAAAGCUCAUCUUGUCACUGAACCUGUCUUUACCUCCCUGGGAUCUCUCCCAGAGCCAGACUUCUCCUACCCGCUUCCACCCGCACUAGACUGCUUGGGUCACAGCAACAAUGACUCUGUUUUCCAGCAGGGCUCUGGCCAAGGGCCCUUCUCCUGGCACAGCUCUGCGAGGAGCCCCCCUAUUCCUUACCUUCCAAAUACUGCCAUGCCACUUGCUAGCCCUGGACAGCAGCGCAGCACUUUCCUGUCAUCAGUACAAGGUCUGGACCGCCACUACCUCAACCUGAUUGGCCAUCCUCACCCCAAUGCAUUCACCCUGCCAGCUGGGCAGCAUCCAUCUGUGCUAUAGCCUGCAUCUGGGAUUGCCAACACAUUAUCCAAAGAGGGUUCCUGUGCCUUUAAUAGAUGCACAGAGAAGUAUAUGGCAUUUGCUUUCCAAAUGCUGCAGUGUCAAAAGAAGCCAUACCACCAAACUUCUCCCUGCCAUGUAGAUCUUAAAGGCACAGGUGACCUUACAAAGCCUGGUGGUACUAACCUCACUGGUAUGUUGCAUAUUUAUAUGAUGCCAAGUACACUAGUCUGAACUUCAGAGCCCUGUCAACAAAUGUAAAUAGAUAUGCAAGUAACGAUGGAAUAAAAGGGGUGAAAUAAA